UAGUUGUCCUCUGACCUCCACACAAGCGCUGUGGCACGCACGCACCUACACACAAGCACAAAUAAAUAUGAUCAAACAAAUAAAAAUCAAAGACUUUGAGGGUCUGGAACAGUUUUACUAUGGAGAAUGGCCGGAUGAGCGCACCAGAGUUGAGAGGAACCACCCAGUCUGUCCGUAAGUACUGUGCUUCACCUAGUGGGAAUCUGGGCACUGACGCUUCUUUCCAGUGGGCUCAGGACAGUCAGGGAUCCCACAGUCGAAGGUCUUUGGAGAAUCGGGAGCAAGGUCUACAAGUUGAACGAAGCGGGAAGCCCUGUUGGGAGGUUGUGGGUAGAGACUUCACGGCUAUACCGCGAGCGCCCUGAAGCGACGCCGGGGCUGUGCCCCAUUAAACUGGAGCCUGUAGCGUUUCAGGCCUUGAAGUUUAAAUAACCAGGACGAGGCGUGGCGGAUGGCGGCUAGAAGGAACUAGUUGGAAGGGAGUGUCCUACUGGAAAGUCUGAACUGACGCAGGGCAGGCGCGCUCCGGAAAGGGAGGGGCUUUACCUCAAGGUUUCACUAGGUUCCUUGAGCAAAUAUUUGACAUUCCAGGUUUAUCGUCGGGGGCGGGGCUUAGAAGGCUGGCUCCCGGUGGGCCGCUCGGAUAGGGAUUGCAAGGUUCGCCCACCAACCACCUUCCACUAUAUCUGUUUACUGUGUUCCUGCGCUACUGUGUGGGAAAACCCGGGAGGCGCACUACCCGUUAUAGGUUCCCUGGCUCCGCACUCCUUCCUUGGGCAUGAGUUGGGGAUGCGCCCGGGUUCUGGGCUGCUUUUUAUCCAAGACUCAUAUAUAGCGCCCCGCUUUUCUAAACACACGAGGUUCUUCUUCAGCCUUGGUUUUGGUAUCCUGCAUCUCCAGGCUGUAGGUCUUUCCUCCCGCCAGAUUACUAGUUACAGUCGAGUAGAAGGAAAACUAUCCCGAGCGCGCAGGGCGGCCUGGAAACAACAGUAAAGGAGUCUCACCAAACUCCAUGGGGCGGAUGGGACUAGUCUGAAUUGGGUUGGGAUGCAGACUGUAGCCUGCGUGCGCGCGUACACAGCUCACCGCUAGCCGGUACCUGCCGGAGUGCUUUCAAUCUCCAGAUCGUACAUCUAUCGUCCAAGAAAAGACGGAAACAGGCAGGCCACCCCCAAGUGGGGUAGGUAGGCUGAGUCUCCAGGCGCCGAUCAUUUAGCUGGUUUAGCUUUGCUUAGGAUGCAGCUCUCUAGGGUUUGAGGAAAGGUGCUCCUUCCCUGGCAUCAAGGCUUGAGCCCUCGCGUCCACAGUGACUGUGCUUUGCACUGCCGGCACUUGGCCGACGCAGCCCAAGGCGGACUCUAACACCUGUACGGGCACGUUCUUCCCUGUGAUCUCUAGUGACCGCCCACAGCUCUAAGAACCCUUGAUCUUUGCCGCCCUCCCAUUCCCCAACCGAUCCUCCAGUGGAUACGUGGUAGCGCUCACUGUCGGGUUUUGACCCUUUGUGACUUCCAUUAACCCCCAAGCCGGACGUCGUGACCCCUCUACAGCCCAUAGAUUGACUCCUUUUGGCUUCCACGGGUUCCGCAUGACCCUCGCGGAAUGGAAAAGGCCUCUGAUUCUGAACGUUCUUUUGCGGAGGACCCAUUGCCUGCUGGAGAGGAAGCAGGAGACAGAAGGAGUUCGUCCCAGGAGUCCCGCAGGGCUCCAGCCGCCGAGCACACGCCAAGGCUAAAGUGAGUGCUCGCCUCCUGGCCAGGGUUCUGGCCCUCCCCCGAGGUUCCCGGGGCCGCCCCGAUCACGUGGUCCUCGGGGCGGCAGGUAUCUCGCCGGAGUAGGCUGGGACCAGCAGCCGCACCGCCCAGCCCCAAAGGGCACCGCGGGCGGGUCUCUGCAGCUCCCACUGUAACAGCCCCGCCGCAGGUGCCGCCCCCAACACCCCGGAUCCCGCCCAAGCUCCUCUGUUUGCCGUCGGUCGGUGCGUGCGUGCGCCUCGUCGGUCCGCGUGUGUGUGUGUGUGUGUGUGUGUGGCCGAGCGCCCCCUUCCUCUGCGGCCAUGACUCCACCGCCGCCUCCGCCCCCACCCCCGGGCCCAGAUCCCGCAGUAGACUCCGCCACCGACCCCAGCCCCGGGCCCGAGUCGCUGGUCGUUUUGUUUGGGGCCACUGCUGGUGCGCUGGGGCCGGACCUAGGCUCGGACGAGACCGACUUAAUCCUCCUAGUUUGGCAAGUGGUGGAGCCGCGCAGCCGACAGGUGGGGACCCUGCACAAGUCGCUGGUUCGCGGCGAGGCGGCUGCACUGAGUCCGCAGUGCCGCGAGGCGAGCGGCCUCAGCGCAGACAGCCUAGCGCGGGCGGAGUCCCUGGACAAGGUGCUGCAGCAGUUCUCACAGCUGGUGAGCAGGGAUGUGGCUCUGCUGGGCGGAGGCCCCUAUGUGCUCUGCACUGAUGGGCAGCAGCUGUUGCGACAGGUUCUGCACCCUGAGGCCUCCAGGAAGAACCUGGUGCUCCCGGACACCUUCUUCUCCUUCUACGAUCUCCGAAGAGAGUUCCAUAUGCAGCACCCAAGCGCCUGCCCCACCAGGGACCUCACAGUGGGCACCAUGGCACAGGACUUGGGACUAGAAACAGAUGCAACAGAAGAUGACUUUGGGGUCUGGGAAGUUAAGACCAUGGUAGCUGUUAUUCUCCACCUACUUGAAGGGCCCAAUGGUCAGUUGUUUUCGAAGCCAGAGGUGGUAAAGCAGAAAUAUGAAACGGGGCCUUGCUCUGAUCCCGUGUCCUGCCCCCACAGCAGCAAGGCUGAUGUGGUGGACAAUGAGACUGUCGUACGGGCCCGUGGGUUGCCCUGGCAGUCAUCAGACCAGGAUGUGGCUCGAUUCUUCAAAGGGCUCAACAUUGCCAGGGGUGGUGUAGCACUCUGUCUCAACGCCCAGGGCCGCAGAAAUGGCGAGGCCCUCAUCCGAUUCGUGGACAGCGAGCAGCGGGACCUAGCGCUGCAGAGACACAAGCACCACAUGGGUGUCCGCUAUAUUGAGGUAUAUAAAGCCACAGGGGAGGAGUUUGUAAAGAUCGCAGGGGGCACAUCACUAGAGGUGGCCCGUUUCCUGUCCCGGGAAGAUCAAGUGAUCCUGAGGCUACGGGGACUCCCUUUUUCAGCUGGGCCAACAGAUGUUCUGGGCUUCCUGGGGCCAGAAUGCCCAGUGUCUGGGGGUGCUGAUGGGCUGCUCUUUGUGCGCCACCCUGAUGGCAGGCCAACCGGAGAUGCCUUUGCUCUCUUUGCCUGUGAGGAACAGGCACAGGCUGCUCUGCGCAGGCACAAGGGCAUGCUGGGUAAGCGAUACAUCGAACUCUUCAGGAGCACUGCAGCUGAGGUGCAGCAGGUCCUGAACCGCUAUGCAACCAGCCCACUCCUUCCCACACUGACUGCUCCGCUGCUGCCCAUGCCCUUCCCACUGGCAGGAGGGGCCGGGAGGGACUGUGUCCGCCUUCGAGGCCUGCCCUACACAGCCACCAUUGAAGACAUUCUGAGUUUUCUAGGAGAAGCAGCAGCUGACAUUCGGCCUCACGGUGUGCAUAUGGUGCUCAACCAGCAGGGCCGGCCAUCUGGUGAUGCCUUCAUCCAGAUGAUGUCAUCGGAGCGUGCUCUGGCUGCUGCCCAGCGUUGCCACAAGAAGGUGAUGAAAGAACGCUACGUGGAAGUCGUCCCUUGUUCCACAGAGGAGAUGAGCCGUGUGCUGAUGGGGGGUUCCUUGAGCCGCAGUGGCAUGUCCCCCCCACCCUGCAAACUGCCCUGCCUCUCACCACCUACCUAUGCCACCUUCCAAGCCACCCCAGCCCUCAUUCCCACAGAGACAACUGCACUAUAUCCUUCAUCUGCACUGCUUCCAGCUGCCAGGGUACCUGCUGCCCCUGCUCCUCUUGCCUACUACCCAGGGCCAGCCACUCAACUGUACAUGAACUACACAGCCUACUACCCCAGUCCCCCAGUCUCCCCCACUACUGUGGGCUACCUCACCACACCUCCUACUGCCUUGGCCUCUACUCCCACCUCAAUGAUGUCACAGCCAGGGGCCCUGGUCCGAAUGCAGGGGGUCCCAUAUACGGCUGGUAUGAAGGAUCUCCUCAGUGUCUUCCAAGCCUACCAGCUGGCCCCUGAUGACUACACCACUCUGAUGUCUGUUGGUGACCCACCUCGCACUGUGUUACAAGCUCCCAAGGAGUGGGUGUGUUUGUAGAAGAGGAAACCAGGAAGCAGACUGAGCUGAUGUCCUCCGCUAACAUGCCUUUUCUGAGUGCAGAGUACCUUCAAUCCAGUGGCUUCUUUCUGGCUUGUCCAAGCUCUCAAAGGCACCAUUCUCCUUCCUCCCACAUACCCUUGUUCCUCUGCCUGCUUACCCUAAAGAUGACUACCUUACAGGCAGGGCUGGGGUGAUGAGGCUGCUCUAUUCCUGAUGGUGUGACACCCAGGAAGCCUUUGAUCUGUCCUUGGCCCUCAAAUACUAGAGUUGAAGGGUACACAGCAGGCCCAGGUUGAUAUUUAUGAUUCUUGGGAAAAUCAAGAGUCCACCUGAGCCCGAGACCCCAACUCUCUACUCUCCAUAUCCUUCCAGGAGGCAGGAAGGCAGCAAGUUAGUACCCACCCUCAGGGUACCUGGACCUCAGAAACAAAGUGCCAGGGGUGGCCUCAAAUAAGUCCCCUCCAGCCACACCCAAGGACUUCAGAUGGCAAAACCAGCAGCUGGACGUGAUGGUUCACGCCUGUAACUCAGCACUCAGGAGGCAGUUUGGUCUACAUAGUCAGUUCUAGGCCAGCCAAGGCUAUAUCCCUACCACAAACUACAAAAACACCAAGCUAUUCUGGAUUGUGCUCUGCAAUAUCCCCAGAGAACACCAGAGGGCAGGUAGCACUUGCAAACUCAGGAUGAAUUUAAAUGGGACUUUGUCAACGUUUUCUUGCAACACCUUGGAAGACCAGUUGUCCAGAGCCCAGCAAACACUGUGGUAUGUCCUUUGCAUCCAUUAAUGGGUGCAGAACUCAUCCCAGAAGGAAUUUUGAACUCUAUCUU
Messenger RNA from Peromyscus californicus insignis, 5068 nucleotides. It is a transcript of the gene Esrp2, whose product is annotated as epithelial splicing regulatory protein 2. NCBI's taxonomy places the organism in Eukaryota, Metazoa, Chordata, Mammalia, Rodentia, Cricetidae. Gene Ontology annotation, molecular function: RNA binding. Bases 2057 to 4237 code for a protein of 726 amino acids. The record is from RefSeq and is a predicted model, not a curated record. Gene Ontology annotation, cellular component: ribonucleoprotein complex. The transcript has 15 exons.